Molecule: messenger RNA, 564 nt
Organism: Ilex paraguariensis (yerba mate)
Lineage: Eukaryota; Viridiplantae; Streptophyta; Magnoliopsida; Aquifoliales; Aquifoliaceae
Source: the annotation of a GenBank genome assembly
AUGAAUGACCACAGUGGUUGCUUUGAUCCCAACACCAUAGAAGAAGUACUGGCUGAGGAUCGUUUUUCACACACCCAUGUGCCAAACUGCAAUCCAAAUUUCUCCAUUGAAGAACUCUCCUACCACCAAAAUUUUUCCCAAGAAGAUGACCCUGCCUACAAUGGAGUUGCCCCUGCAGCCGUGGAAGUAGAGCUGCAACAACUGAGUAUGGAGCAGGAACACUAUUACGACCCCAACAGCAAUCAUAGUGACACCUAUUUGAUGCAAGAAGCAGUUCAUGACUCCGACCAUGCGUUAUCAGGUGAUCAGUCAAAUUGGGAGACCAAUGUCCAUGACAUGCAGUCCAUGAGUUUCUGUCACUACGCUCACCAGCAAGAUCAAAACUUGCAACAAGAAGAAAUUCAAAAUGGUCAUUUCCAAGGCUUAAACUCUUCUUCAUUGCCAGUCACCCCAUACCCCCCAACACCAGACCUCCUCAAUCUGCUUCACUUGCCUCGAUAUUCAUCUUCCUCUGCCACCCAAUGCAUCAAUCUCCAUUACAAACCCAAUCCCGAUCUCCGCUAA